Aspergillus ibericus CBS 121593 is the source of this 1391-nucleotide messenger RNA. Its product is annotated as UBA and UBX domain-containing protein. Lineage: Eukaryota; Fungi; Ascomycota; Eurotiomycetes; Eurotiales; Aspergillaceae. Gene Ontology annotation, molecular function: protein binding. The record is from RefSeq and is a predicted model, not a curated record. The transcript has 3 exons. Bases 249 to 1172 code for a protein of 307 amino acids.
CCCGCAACCAGCAAGCAAUCUAUCGCUCAGUUCCAGCUAUCGAUACGUCACCCGCAAGCUCAGCCCUUUGAUCAUCUCCCCGCUUUGUGUCGGUUUUGCAACACCAACUUCCCCAUCUACUGCUAAUCAGCUCCAGCUGACAGUACCUAAUCCGCACCGUCCUCAGCCCAUCCCCGAGCUGAAGCCAUAUCUCUUACCCCGCCCUACUACCACGCUUCCCUGUGCGACCCUCUUAGCACAGUGCCACCAUGGCCUCUUCCGACCUGGAUCAGCUCAUUGAAAUGGGCUUCGACAAAGAAAGAGCUGAAAUUGCAGUGGCCAAAGGCAACGGUCUGCAAGGUGCUUUAGAAUGGCUCGAAGAAAACCAAGACAAGUCCCUGGAGGAGAUUAAAGAAGCCGAAAGCGAGGAAGGUCCUGCGCUGAAGCCGGGAGAAGAAGCCCGCAGCUUGGUCUGCAACGAGUGCGGCAAGAAGUUCCGAAGCCAUGCGCAGGCCGAAUUUCACGCCUCCAAGUCCGGACACGUCGAUUUUUCAGAAUCCACAGAAGAGAUUGCAGCAUUGACUGAGGAGGAGAAGAAGGCCAGGCUCGAAGAGCUCAGGCAGAAACUAGCGGCGAAGCGGGCCGGGCAGUCGGAGCAGGAUAAGAUUGAUAAGAAGAGAAACGAGGAAAUCCGCAGAAAGAGCACCAAGGAAUCCCAGGAUAUCAAGGAAGAGCUCCAGAGGAAGCAGAUGCUGAAAGAAGCGGAACAGAAGAAGAAGGAGAAGCAAGCAGAUAUCGAAGCCAAGAAGCGCGUCAAGGCUAAGAUUGAGGCCGAUAGGGAAGAGCGACGCCUACGAGCUGAACGCGAAAGAGCAGAGCGUGCUGGCGUAGCACCCCCUGCUCCGCCACCAGCAGCUCCGGCAGCCACCACGUCUGGUCCCGUUGCUUCGAAGCCCGCCUCGGCCUACACGGAAACCCGGUUGAGAUUCCAAACCCCGAAGGGAAAUAUCAUGAAGACGCUCCCAGUGACCACGACAUUGUUCGAGGUGGCCACGGCUCUGCAACAGGAGCAUGGUGUUGAGGUGCGCAGCUUUGCGCAGAAUUUCCCUCGGAAGGUCUUCGACGCGGAAUUCUUCGGAGAGUCACUGAAGGAUCUUGGCCUUAUUCCUAGUGCAAGCCUUGUUGUUCAGUGAUUUAUCUACAUAUUUGCUUUUCAUGCUGGGGCGGAAAGAACAUCUAGAUAACGAUAUCUAUCAUACGAACAAGUCAGUGAUGAAGGGGGGCAGCGGUGAUGAAUUUCUGGGAGGGUGCCUAAAAGACAGGCUCAUGAAUGCCUGUUGUGGGCCGCCAAUGCUGAAUUAGUGCAGCGUGGCAGUUGGAUAGUAACCAAUAACCCAACUGUUCAAGAAGAG